UAUAAAAACACAGUGGAGGAGCUGGGUACACGGAGCAAGUUCAGGAGAGCUGACCCAGAAUGGCACAGAACGGAAUAUCAGAGAACGGAGUGACUGAGGGAGUCCCGGCUCUGCCCUUCCCUCAGCCCACUGAAGUCCAGGAGAUCAGACACACCAAGAUUUUUAUCGACAAUGAAUGGCACACGUCCUGCAGAGGGAGGACGUUUCCAACCUUCAACCCGGCGACAGGUGUCAAACUCUGUGAAGUGGAGGAAGCGGACAAAGAAGACGUGGACAAGGCGGUGGAGGCAGCCAGAGCGGCCCGGCAGAGAGGCUCUGUGUGGCGGAGAAUGGACGCGUCCAGCCGCGGGAGGCUGCUGCACAAACUGGCCGACCUGAUGGAGAGGGACCGGCUCCUGCUGGCGACCCUGGAGACUCUGGACACAGGGAAGCCCUUCCUCCAGUCCUUCUACAUCGACCUGGACGGCAGCAUCAAAACCCUUCGCUACUAUGCAGGCUGGGCCGACAAGAUCCAUGGCAAGAGUCUGCCUGUAGAUGAAAGCUUCGUAUGUUUAACUAAACAUGAGCCAGUCGGUGUGUGUGGAGCCAUUAUUCCAUGGAACUUUCCUCUGCUGAUGUUCAUGUGGAAGAUAGCGCCAGCCCUGAGUUGUGGUAACACUGUGGUCGUCAAGCCGGCAGAGCAGACCCCUCUCACGGCCCUCCACGUCGGAUCACUCAUCAAAGAGGCGGGCUUCCCUCCUGGAGUUGUGAACAUCGUUCCAGGGUUCGGUCCCACAGCAGGAGCAGCGAUCGCCAACCACAUGGACAUUGACAAAGUGGCCUUCACUGGCUCUACGGAGGUUGGCCAACUGAUCAAAGAAGCAGCAGCCAAAAGUAAUCUGAAGAGAGUAACUCUGGAGCUGGGAGGGAAGAACCCAUGCAUUGUGUUUGCUGACUGUGACUUGCAGCUGGCUGUGGAGGAAACCCAGAAAGGAGCUUUUUAUAACCAGGGUCAGUGCUGUACAGCCGCAUCACGCGUCUUUGUGGAGGAAAGUAUUUAUGAAGAGUUUGUGCGUCGGAGCAUAGAAAACGCCAAGAAGAUUGUUGUAGGAGAUCCACUAGACCCCCAGACAACACAAGGGCCACAGAUUGACCGACAGCAGUUCAACAAGAUCAUGGAUCUGAUUGAGAGUGGGAAGAAGGAGGGAGCCAAGCUGGAGUAUGGCGGAGAAGCAGUGGGUGAGAAGAGCCUCUUCAUUCAACCCACCAUCUUCUCCGAGGUCAAAGACCAUAUGCGCAUCGCCAAGGAAGAGAUCUUUGGUCCAGUGCAGUGUAUAUUCAGCUUUAAGAGCCAGCAGGAGGCCAUAGAGAGAGCAAACAGCUCACAGUAUGGCCUGGUGUCAGCAGUCUUCACAAGAAGUAUGGACAGAGCUCUGUCUGUGUCUGCAGCCCUAGAGACCGGCACCGUCUGGAUAAACUGCUAUAAUGCCCUUCAUGCCCAGACACCCUUCGGAGGAUAUAAGAUGUCAGGAAAUGGACGAGAACUCGGAGAGUAUGCUCUGGCUGAGUACUCCGAGGUGAAAGCAGUGACCAUCAAACUGAGUGAAACCAUUUGAGGAGAACUUUGGAAAAUCCAGCGCUCUUCACUUCCCCUCACAUCAGGCCACAACACAAUUCUCCACAUCCCCCGCAUUCCUGUCUUUGUCUCAGUCAGGCUCAUGAUGUUGACAUUAAUGUCAGGCCUAUACAGUAACAUAGCCCUAAAAGAGUCAUUGUUUUAUCACCUUUUCUAUGAUUUACUGUAAUGUCGGUGUAUAAAACUGCUAAUGCUCUGUUUUACCAGUUCAUAUUUUCCAAUAAUUUAUUUGUAAGUUAAUAGCUCCCACAAAUAAGUGAUCAGUACAACAGUAAUUAUCAAGAAGAGUCAGUGUUCAACUGGUACACUGCCAACAACACUAUGUAACAGAAAUGUUGCUCCUGGAUAGUAUGUCUUAUUUCUUAAUCACUUAUGUUGUAAAAGUAUUAAAAAUGGCCAUUAUUCCCUCCUUUCUGAUCUGGAUAAUGAAAUUUAGAAAUUAGCCCAUUUUCUAUGUAAAAACAGGCAAAUUUGCACAUUUUCAUUUACAUAAGGUCUGAAUAAAACAACAUAUGAAUCAAGAUUUACAUGGAUUUAUACUAAAGUUAUAAAAAAUGUUUAGAAGUGAGUAGUUUUCUGAGAUUUACUGUACUAUCUCACCUUCUAGAGGUUUUUUUUUUUUUUUUUUUUUUUGCAGUAAAAUGAGGUGCCCAGGAUUUGUCUUGAUCCCCAACAGGCAUGCCAAAGUGUGCCUUGUCGUCUUCACACAUUUUAGUAUAUGCUGUUACAGUGCACUUUGUCGCUCUUAAUAAAUUGGCCAUGUACAGAGCAGAAUGCAUCUGGAGAAUGCUUGCAGCUCCUUGAUGCCAUCUCUGAUAGAUUCAGAUAAGUGUUCACUUAGGCAGCUAGAACUAUACUGAAGUGGAGAGUGGUGAGCCCUUGCAUAUACAUUACUAUGAAGACAACAACAUUCCAGAAUGUUCAUGAAUUCUCUAAGUUCUAGAGAAUUCUCUCUCAGCUAAUCAGCACUGAAUCUACCUGGACUUUUCUGAAAAAUUGGCAAAUUUGAAAAUUUGGUUACCCAGGCCACAGAAGCAAAGUCUGUAGGCAUAAGUAAAUGGGAAAUUACAGUUUCUGCCCAGGACAAGAGAAAGUAACAGUUUUGUUACAUAGUGUAAUUGAUUACCAGAAACUGCUGGCUGAACCCUCAAAGCACAGCAGGGCAGCUGAACAUGCACAAAUGUGAAAUUUGUCCAGAGUCGCGCACACUAUGCAACACACUGUAUAUGAAGCACAUCUUUCCAAUAAUAAAUGCAUAAUGAUUGAAUAUUUCCUUGGCUUUAAAUUGGGUAGUUCUUUCCGUCUAUAGUUAGCACCAAAUUACAGAGUUCUGUUUUGGAAAAUACAAAAACUGUGAGUUUGAGACUUGUUCUCUGGCCGUCCUCUGACUCCAGGUCAGUGAUCUUUGACCUCUCCCACUGGAUGCUAUAAGUGGGUUUGAUCUGGUGCUGGUCUAGAAAGCUGACGUAGUCUGUUUCUACUGAUCAUUCAGUCUUCUAACCAGAAUCCUUUCUUCUUCAGUGAUGUUGUGUUCUUGUAGUUCUGUCCUGUUCCUUGUACCUGUUAAUGUCCAAUCCAACUGAGUCAUUUGUGUUCUCACUUUCAGCUCCUCUGUCUAGAUAAGUUUGGGGUUGCAGCGCACAUGUGACAGCAGCCAUGGAAAAAUAUUUCCCACAUCCCAAAACUGUUGCACUGGUAUUACUUAUUAUUAUUUGGACAGUGCAUGAGAUUAUCUGUGCAAAUAUGAACACUUGCCAGACAUUUUGUCCUCAUGGUUGUUUUCUGUCAUGUCACCUGUGUGGGAAUCCCCCUCAACCCUACAAUGUUCCAACAUACUUAAGUAGUUAUAAUGAUGCAGUUUAAUGCCUGCUUAGUCCAGAAAUUAGAUACAUAAAUGCACUAAACAGUGUUUAAUCAACAAAAAUAGGAUUUUGUGCUUGAAUUUCAUUGAUCAGUUGUUUUUGUUCAUCAAAUCUCCCAAUGUGGGAAAAGAUACAGUAGCUGAUGUAUGUAGAUGAAAAAUCAACUUUUUGUUUCUAACUGAAAGCGCUGAUUCUGCUCCUGGUGUGAUCUGAUAUAAAUGUUCUCUCUGCUGAGGAGAAUGUGCCUUCCCUUUUUAAAUGUUGGAGACACCUCUGUUUCCUGUCCCAGUUUAAGGUAAUAUUUACCUUUCCAGGUCCAUUUAGUAGCAACAGCAAUAAUGUUAUCAUUACAUGGAUAGUGUCAACUUCAACUUUUUUAAAUUUAUAUAAAUAUAUAACCAGCGUAUAUAUUUGAGUGUUUGUUUAUUAUCACACAUGGAGAAGAAGAAUGUCUCUGCCAUUUCUCACAUAAGUUUUGUAAGCAAUUAGAAAUUCUGAAUAAAGAAAAUCAUAUAUA
Messenger RNA from Lates calcarifer (barramundi perch), 3994 nucleotides. It is a transcript of the gene aldh1a3, whose product is annotated as aldehyde dehydrogenase 1 family, member A3. The coding region runs from base 60 to 1595 and encodes 511 amino acids. The record is from RefSeq and is a predicted model, not a curated record. The transcript is spliced from 13 exons. NCBI's taxonomy places the organism in Eukaryota, Metazoa, Chordata, Actinopteri, Centropomidae. Gene Ontology annotation, molecular function: aldehyde dehydrogenase (NAD+) activity.